Molecule: messenger RNA, 1690 nt
Organism: Cicer arietinum (chickpea)
Lineage: Eukaryota; Viridiplantae; Streptophyta; Magnoliopsida; Fabales; Fabaceae
Source: RefSeq, a predicted model, not a curated record
CAUUUUUGAGAACACAAAAUGGGGAUAUUUCCGUUACUGCUCUUUUCCUCCUUCUCCCCAACCACAUUCAUGGCAACCAUUUCGUAAGAAAAAGGUUGUUAUGCGUCUCGCCUAUGUUGGCACCAAUUACAGAGGUCUCCAAAUUCAACCAGAUCAACAUUCACUCUCAACUGUUGAAAAAGAACUUGAAAGUGCGAUAUUCAAAGCCGGUGGCAUCCGCGACAGUAAUUUAGGGGAUCUUGAGAAAAUUGGAUGGGCCAGAAGUAGCCGAACUGACAAAGGAGUUCACUCUCUUGCGACAAUUUUAUCGUUUAAAAUGGAAAUCCCAGAAAACUCUUGGAAUGGAGACCCUUAUGGCUUUUCCCUUGCAAAUUAUGUUAACUCUUAUCUUCCUUGUGAUAUCAAAGUUAUAAGCAUUUUGCCUUCACAAAGAAGCUUUGAUCCGAGAAAGGAAUGCAAUUUGCGGAAGUAUUCCUACCUACUCCCUGCUAAAAUUAUUGGUAUUCAAAGCUACUCUAGCAAUGAUGAAAUCGAUUGCCACCUGUCAGAGUUCAAUGAUAUUCUCAAAGAAUUUGAGGGGGGACAUCCUUUCCAUAAUUAUACAGCAAGGUCCAGGUACAGAAAACAUUUUCGUCGUAGACCGUCACAGUCGAAGAGCGGUGAGAGUUUAUCAGCAUACAAUUCAGAAUAUGAGGAUAGUGACAAGGAAGAAAAUUUUAAAAUUGAUGAGGCACAUACAGAAAACAUAGUGUGCCAAAACCAAAAGUCUUCAGGAACUUUCGAUUCCUGCGAACAUCUCAACAGCACCGGUAAUGAGAAAGAUAGUUUGCAUGAUCAGAGCUCGAGAUUGGUUGUUCGUGCGAAAUGGUUAUAUGAACCUGAUGAUGCCGACAGAUUAAAUGCUUCUCAUUUCAGAAGAGUUUUUAAGUGUUGUUGUGGAAAGCUGGAAAGAUCACUGAGACAUAAUUACAUAGAGAUCUACAUAGAGGGAGAGUCCUUUAUGUUGCAUCAGAUAAGAAAAAUGGUGGGGACUGCAGUGGCAGUAAAGCGCAAAUUACUUCCGCGAGAUAUUGUAACAAUGUCACUGUCAAAGUUCUCGCGGAUCAUUCUACCACUUGCACCGCCAGAAGUUCUAAUAUUAAGAGGAAACAGCUUCUCAAUGAGAAAUAAGCCAGGAAAUGUAACAAGACCUGAAAUGCAGACAAUAGUUGAAUCAGAAGAAAUCAAUAAGGUUGUUGAUGAUUUUUACACAUCGGUUAUGUUACCUCAAGUUUCGAAGUUUUUGGAUUCAUCGAAAGUUCCUUGGGAAGAAUGGAUUGAGAAAUUGGAUGCUCACACAAGCAUACCAAAUGAUCAAUUGGAUGAGGUAAGGAAAGCUAGGAAUUUGUGGAAAGAAAAUUUUGACAGUACAAUUAGUGUCCAUCUUUGAUAAAUGAAAGAAAAAAGGGACAUGGUUACCUUUCUUAUUCUUUAAUCAAUUUUCUUGUUUUUUGGAUGGGAAAUUGUUAGUAAGUUAGUGAUUAUGAUAAUUUUCAGAGUUUGAAUGUUAGACCCCUUCUUAAAACUCCUUUGGCGCCCCUUUCAUCAGCUUCUUGUGAAUUUGGUCUCUUAACAUGCUUUAAUUAAAGCUUCCAUUGGCUUAGAAUAAUCUUUCCAGAUGAGUUGAAUUGAUGUAUACCUUCAUGUUAAA